Molecule: messenger RNA, 2076 nt
Organism: Tigriopus californicus
Lineage: Eukaryota; Metazoa; Arthropoda; Copepoda; Harpacticoida; Harpacticidae
Exons: 5
Coding region: 29-1891 (620 amino acids)
Biological process (GO): sodium ion transmembrane transport
Cellular component (GO): membrane
Molecular function (GO): ligand-gated sodium channel activity
Source: RefSeq, a predicted model, not a curated record
GCAGGAAACUAACAAUUAUAUCCCAAACAUGAACAAGUUGGAACAAAGUAAAUCUCCUAAGAAUUCAAAGUGGUUAGAGUUUUUCGAAUUGACCAGCCUUCAUGGCUAUGGUUAUUUAUUCAGAGAGAAUAAACCCAUGAGUCAUACGAUUGGAUGGGUUUGUGUGAUCAUUGCAUCAAUGAGUUGUCUUAGCGUCCUCAUGUACAUGAAUAUUGACGAGUUUGUUCGCUCAUCAGUUUCGUUCAACCUUGAAAGUGCUACAGCUCCUUUAUCCGAGGUCUUCUUUCCAUCCAUGGUGAUUUGCAACAUGAAUAAGUUGAGGAAAUCAUUCAUCUAUUCGUUGAUCCGAGAUCCUGCUUUGUCCAACGUAGAGUACCAUGAUCUUCUCCGAAUCGUGGAUCAAGUUUUCAUUGAAGGACUCGACCCAAGCACUGAUCAGGGCUCUCCCAAUGAAGAUGCGAACGAUACUUUGAUCAUUGAUGCCAUAUUAAGCUCUCAGGUUUAUAACGAUCUCUUUGACGAAUCUGUCUCUCAAAUUUUGAGGACAGAUGCCGUUUUGGGCGACAUUCCUGUUUCCAGAUGGCACUUUCUCUCAACGGCUUCAAUCAACAACGAGACAAGAAAUGUCUUCAAACGUUCCAGCAUGGUUGAACUGGCUGCGCAAUUUAGAGAUCGUGACAUGAUAACGCAACUGGAUUUUGGGGGAUAUGGAGCUUUUUAUGCUCCUGCGUUACAUACGGAUAUCUCUGAAACUUGUGCAUGGCUCACUCCAUUUUGGGAGAAGCCAGAUGACCCCCUUCUUUUGUCAACAGUUAGAAAAAACGUGCUCAACGGGGCCAACAACGGAUUUCGAAUAUUAUUGGAUGCGGAAUCUUAUGAUUAUGGAUCCAGUCUGACUGGAUCAGAAGGGUUUUUCAUAGCGAUCCUCCACCAUUUGGACAUCCCCAUUAUGAAAAACUCAGGGAUUCAGAUCGAAACUGGUCAAUCGGUUCUAAUUUCCGUCACGCCCUCUAUAAUCAACACCACACUGCCUUGCAAAAGACGAUUCACCCCGGAGAAACGGCAAUGUUAUUUUGACGAUGAAAUACAUCUACGACAUUUUCCUCCUUCGAUUGGUUAUCGGUAUGAAAUGUCUAAUUGCCUGUUCGAGGCCACACUGCAAAAAGUCGAACAAGACUGUGGCUGUAUCUCGGCAAAAUACAGAUACAACGAUCAAACUUAUCCAAUUUGUGAAGGCGCACAAAAGAAAUGCAUGAAUAAACACAUUGAUCUUAUGGGAACAGAGCGAUACAUCGAUGAUCAGGGAGUGGCCAAACUUUGCUUGGCGGCUUGCCAAGAUCAGAAACACAGCUUUAUGGUCACAUCUGCUGGAUAUGCAAAUGCGGAGUCAUUUCAUUUGAGUCCCGAGUUUUGCUUAGUUUUGAAUAAAAUUCGAAAUUCUUGUGCUGGAGAUCGAAUUGAGAGUCUGAAUGAUUGGGACAUUGAUCUGUGUCCCACCAUCCAGUCAAGUGGAUCCUGGGAUUGUGCAAGUCUGCAAAACAAUGAGGCGGAAAACAUUACAAAUGCCAAUCUGAAGAAGAUUCAUCGCAGUGUAGCUAAAUACGCUCAGAGGAACAUGGCUCGAGUUAAUAUCUUCAUUGGAGAUUCUUACGUCAAAAAGUUCCUCACCGAAGAAAAAAUCACAGAGAUCAGUUUCGUUGGAAACAUCGGGGGACUUAUGGGAUUGUUCGUGGGUUUUAGUUUUAUUAGCGUGGUGGAGUUUUUGUAUUACUAUCUCGUCGUCGGAAAUUGCACAUCACGAGUGUGCAAAAGUAAAAGGAGAAAGAGAAAAACGAACAUCGAAUCCAAGGGCAUCAAGAUUCAUGAGAGCAAAAUCGAUGCAUGGACUUAAGUCUUAGUUUAUCUAACCUUGUCUCACCGCUUUGUGACCCUCUUGCAUCCAUAUGUUUAAUUGUUCUUUUCGAUGUGUCUAGAAUUAAUUCAUAUAUGAGUUUUAGUCUCUCCAUACAAGUCCAUCUUCAAAAAUAUCAGGUUGAACAUGAAUAGAUACUGCUGAAAAAAAUGAAGAGGUUGAUG